AUGCGUUCAAUCCAUUUUCUGUCUGUCUGUCUUUCUCUCUGUCUUUCUGUCUGUCUGUCUUUCUUUCUUUUUCUCCUAACUAACAUAUCCCAGUCCUACCUUCUUUCUUUCUUUCUUUUCAUUUUUCUCUUACUUUUCCUUUUGUCUCUCACUGUCGUUUCUUUUACUUUCUCUCCCGCUCUUUUACUUUCUCUCCCGCUCUUUUACUUUCUCUCCCUCUUUCCCUCCCUCUCUUUCCCUCCUCCCCUCCCUCUCUUUCCCUCCCUCCCUCCCUCUCUUUCCCUCCCUCCCUCUCUCUCUUUCCCUCCUCCCUCUCUCUCUUUCCCUCCUCCCCUCUCUCUUUCCCUCCCUCUCUUUUCCCUCUUUCCCUCUUUCUCCCUUUCUCCCUUUCUCUCUUUUCAUCUCUUUUACUUUCUCUCGUUCUCCCUAUACAUUGGUAAAAUAUUCUCUCUUUCUCUCUCUCUUUCUCUCACUAACUUCCCUUUGUCACCUUUCUCUCUGUGUAUUCUUUUUGUUGUCCUUCUCUCCGUCUUCCUUUUGUCGUCUUUCUCUCUCUCUUUCUCUUCCUUUUGUCGCCUUACUCUUCCUUUUGUCUCCUUUCUCUCUGUCUUCAUUUUGUCGCCUUUCUCUCUCUGUCUUCAUUUUGUCGCCUUUCUCUCUCUGUCUUCAUUUUGUCGCCUUUCUCUCUCUGUCUUCAUUUUGUCGCCUUUCUCUCUCUGUCUUCAUUUUGUCGCCUUUCUCUCUCUGUCUUCAUUUUGUCGCUUUUUCUCUCUCUGUCUUCAUUUUGUCGCCUUUCUCUCUCUCUGUCUUCAUUUUGUCGCCUUUUUCUCUCUCUGUCUUCAUUUUUCAUUUUGUUCUCUCUCUCUGUCUUCAUUUUGUCGCCUUUCUCUCUCUCUCUGUCUUCAUUUUGUCGCCUUUUCUCUCUCUCUGUCUUCAUUUUGUCGCCUUUCUCUCUCUCUCUGUCUUCAUUUUGUCGCCUUUCUCUCUCUCUCUGUCUUCAUUUUGUCGCCUUUCUCUCUCUCUCUGUCUUCAUUUUGUCGCCUUUCUCUCUCUCUCUGUCUUCAUUUUGUCUUUCUCUCUCUCUCUCUCCAUUUUCUCUCCAUUUUGUCGCCUCUCUCUCUGUCUUCAUUUUUCUCUCUCUCUCUCUCUCUCCAUUUUGUCGCCUUUCUCUCUCUCUCUGUCUUCAUUUUCUCUCUCUCUCUGUCUCCAUUUUGUCGCCUUUCUCUCUCUCUCUGUCUCCAUUUUGUCGCCUUUCUCUCUCUCUCUGUCUUCAUUUUGUCGUCUUUCUCUCUCUCUCUGUCUUCAUUUUGUCGUCUUUUCUCUCUCUCUGUCUUCAUUUUGUCCUCUUUCUCUCUCUCUCCUGCUCCCCUCACCUUCACAUUACGUGGGACCGUUCGUUCGCCUGCUCCCCCUUACCUUAACAUUACGUGGGACCGUUCGUUCGCCUGCCCCCCCUACCUUCACAUUACGUGGGACCGUUCGUUCAUUAGCCUGCUCCCUCUACCUUCACAUUACGUGGGACCGUUCGUUCGCCUGCUCCCCUCACCUUCACAUUACGUGGGACCGUUCGUUCGCCUGCCCCCCUACCUUCACAUUACGUGGGACCGUUCGUUCAUUAGCCUGCUCCCUCUACCUUCACAUUACGUGGGACCGUUCGUUCGCCUGCUCCCCCUCACCUUCACAUUACGUGGGACCGUUCGUUCGCCUUCUCCCCUCACCUUCACAUUACGUGGGACCGUUCGUUCGCCUGCUCCCCCUACCUUCACAUUACGUGGGACCGUUCGUUCGCCUGCUCCCCUUCACCUUCACACUACGUGGGACCGUUCGUUCGCCUGCUCCCCUUCACCUUCACACUACGUGGGACCGUUCGUUCGCCUGCUCCCCUUCACCUUCACACUACGUGGGACCGUUCGUCCGCCUGCUCCCCUUCACCUUCACACUACGUGGGACCGUUCGUUCGCCUGCUACCCCUCACCUUCACACUACGUGGCAUCGUUCUUUGCCGCCUCUCCCUUACUCCGAGACGUCCCCAGUUCUUCAACACCCAAGUAUGGCCUGACCUGCCCGUUCUUUUGA
Acanthosepion pharaonis is the source of this 2076-nucleotide messenger RNA. The record is from the annotation of a GenBank genome assembly. Lineage: Eukaryota; Metazoa; Mollusca; Cephalopoda; Sepiida; Sepiidae.